Messenger RNA from Microcebus murinus (gray mouse lemur), 10568 nucleotides. NCBI's taxonomy places the organism in Eukaryota, Metazoa, Chordata, Mammalia, Primates, Cheirogaleidae. The record is from RefSeq and is a predicted model, not a curated record.
UGGCUGGGCUGGUGGGCUGCAAGGUCCAAGAGGGCUUGAUUCUUAUGUCAAUGUCGGCCCCUAGGUGCUUCUCUGUGAGGGAGCACUCUCCCUCCCUCCUUCCCUCCCUCUCUCUCUCUCUCGCCCCCUUACCCCCAUCUCUCCCUCUCUCCAGCUUUUCUCUCAUCUUUCAGGAGUCUAGCCCAGUAUUCAUUAUAGCAGGUGGGAUUUCUCAGACAAAGGAAUGAAAGCUGCCAGAUCUCUUAAGGCCUGAGCUUGAAAGUCCCAGAAUGUCACUUUCACUACAUUCUGUCAUCGAUGCAAGUCAUUAGGCUAGCCCAGAUUCAAGGUGCAGAGGAAUAGACUCCAUUUCUUCAUGUGAGGAGAGGUAUGUGUAUACAGGGAAGGGAAGAAUUAAUGGUGGCCAACUUUGAAAACCACCAUAACCUCCCAGUUAUAGUGUGUAGUUUUUUUGACCUUCCUUUGUCAUAAUUAAAUUAAAUGGGAUAACACACAAAAGGUGCAUAACCCAGUGGCCUUGCAUCUAGCAGGUGUUCAACAAGUGUUAAUAAUUAGUUGUUUUCAUCAUUAUUGUGUGUUGUUGAGGGUUGAGAAUGUUUCAGUAAAUAGCAUCUUUCUUCCCCUCCCACAUUCUGAACUAACUGGAAACUAGUUGUUGAAAAAAGACCAAGAGUUUACAGAUAGGAGAUCAUAAAUAAUCACCAUUUUUUUCCUGAUAAAGGAAAUAAUGGAGAAUGUUUUUAUGGUUCCUAACACCAAACAGCAGAAUUAGACAUUCUCCCAUCCAGUCACUGGCAAAGGUCGGCCCCCAGAAACCCUCCAUCCUAUGGCCUGCCCCAUGAACACGAGCCUGGAGGAGAGAGCAAACCCAUGCUCCCUGGGCAGGUCAGUUCCUAGGGGCAGGUGGGCCAAGCUUGCCUGGCUCAUUACUCCCAGGUUUUCCAGGUCUGGGAAGGGUAAGUGAGGAGGUAAAGGAGUCCAGAGGGGAGCAUCUUGCAUCAUGGCCACACAUCUAAUAUGAAGAAGAGAAGACAGUGAUCUAUAAGCUAUGAAAAAUAAUGGCAGGAACCAUACGCAAAUAUCAGGAUCAGAAUACUUGGGUAAGGUAAGUGCUUAGAAUGGUCUUGGGGAAGAGUCACUUCAUCUCUCCAGACAUAAGUAGUUUUAAACCACAAUUUUUAGGUGGAUUGAUGUGCAGUAAUAGAUAACUGAAAAAUAACAUAAAAACCCAUAAACACCUUUUAAAAUGGCAAAUGAUGAAAUUCCUACAGAGUAAUAGAAAGUAAUUGGGUUCGGUAAAGAUGAAGGCUCUUUGACAAUUUGAGAAAUUGCUGAUAAUAACUGACAUGAUAAUAUGUAUUUCACUGAUACAGCAAGAAAUUAUCGACAAGUAACCAGCUUUGUACUCUAAACAUUGCAUGGAUUCAAAUCUAAGGCAACUACAGAUCUAUAACACAAGUAUUCGGACAUUAAAGGUUGUCUGUUUACAAACAUAAAACAACUGUAAUAAGCCAGUAGUUUAAAGUUCUUUUUAACUCAAAAAAAUUCUGAUUUUUGCUUUUAAUGGUCAUAUGAUUUAAAUAAAUACAAAACUCGUAGCAGUGCCUCAAAAGCAUAUGUUGGUGCUGAGUUAUCAUGCAUACAUAAUCAAUCUAGAAGGAAAUGUAGUGAUAUUAACUUAAAGAUACGUUUGUGUCACUUCUUCAAAGCGUUAGCUUCCAUUGCAAUUUUUGUUGAAACCAAACAGGACUCAUUCUGCAAAUUAAAGCAUGUUGGCUAAUGUAUAAUUAGAAAAAAGAGCUAUGUGAUAGAAAGUUAAUGAAAAGAUGAAAAACUGCAGCUUGGAUGCAAUUCAAAGGGAAUAAAACCCCCUUCUAAUGAAAUACUUCCUUGAAAUCUCAUUUUCAUUCCAAAAUAUCUCAAAGACUAUAACAUGGGCACACUCAAAGCAGAGAGCAAAGCACAGAUGUCAGAUGUCUUACUCCUGGAGUGAUUACAGAAUUCAACUCGGAAAUGAGACCACAAAAUUGAAGGCUAUCCUUCAUAAUGCUUAAUCUGAUCUGUUACAUACAGUGCCAUUCAAGGAGAUUCUUGCCACUGAAUGUAUUUCCUUCAGAUUUUAUUCUUAGCAUCAGCUACAAUAUUUAUUAUUAAUAGAUACCCAUUGUGUAUGACCAAACUCCUAAAUGGGUGGUGUGGAGAGUUACAAAGGAAGUAAGAGAAACAUACUGCUGUUUUUAUUCUUUAGACUCAUUCAUCUAGGAAACAGUACAAAAACAACUAUCAAAAAGUACAAAUACUGCAGUUGUGAAGGGGAUAUUUGCAUGCAAAGGUCAAUUGGAAUAAUUGGAAUCAACUUGUUGUAUCUGAUAGCCCACUUAAGCAUGAGCUAUUCAAAUUUGGCCAAAAGGGAGAGACUUCAGAUCUGAAAAAUGAUCUGCCUACUGUAGAGGUGUGACCAGUGGGGAGCUGGUCCAGCUGUAGGUUGAAGGGAACAAGUCCAGAUCCAAGAGAGGGCACAGUUUUUGAAGAGAAAGCAUUUGAUACCAGAGAGCCUGAUAAUGUCUAAAGGUUCCCCAGCAAGUGAGCAGAGCAUAUGCUGAAAUUUUAGUUUGCUUUAGAGUCAGAAGAGUAGCUCUAGAGUUUACUUAGAUUAUACUUGGGGGACUUUGCACAGGUGCAGAGCUUGAUGGUCUUGAGCACAUGACUCCCAUGCUGAGGAGUGCACGUGUGGAGGAGUUAUCCACGAAGUCAUGGGGGAUGAGAACAUUCACAAAUUAGGGAACCUCGGGCUUGAAGAACCCAAGUGAACCGGAAAUGCCGUAGGUGUCAGGGCUUUGCGACGCUCGGAGUUUCGGCCUCCUCCCGCGGGGGCGGGCCUGCGGCCGCGGCCGAUGCGAUGCGGAAGUGGCGCCGCACCAGUUGCUGGGCCCGGCUUUUAAAAAUUGGCCAUUUCCACUUUCCGUGCUUUGAAACACUUUUCUCAGAACCCAGCCGCCCCAGGGAGAGCCCCCGAGGAGAGAGGGGCAACAGCCGGCAGGGCUUUUCCAGCCUGGAGGGUGGGCCUUCCCGCCGGCUCGCGAGGACUCGGGAGUCCAGGGGAAGGCGCUGUUGUUUUCAGCCACUGACUUGGGUUUGGUGUGCAGAAAUUGAUAAAUGAGAUUAGCAAGACACGGGAGCAGAAAGACAGGCACUAAGAGAAAAUGUGUACCCUAAACUGAGAGAAUUCUGCAGAGAAAACUAUGGAUUGGAAUUUCAGGUUAUCGAUCUGUACUGGGGAAUUGAAGAAGAUGACUGGGACAACCCAGAGCUCCAGAAGACCCGCAUGAAGCUGCUGGAGGAUUGCUUGAAAACUUCUGCAGGUCCAUGUUUUGUUGGACUGUUAGGUGAAAAAUAUGGGAACAUCCGAAUCCCUGGAGAAGUCGAAGCCUCGGAGUUCGAGAUGAUUUUGGACGCUGCCAUAGAGGCGAAGCUGGAGACCAAGCUGCUGGAGGAGUGGUACUGCCGGGACGAGAACUCCGUGCCGGCCGCGUAUUACCUCAGGCCCAAGUCGGACAUGCUGAGACGCAACAAGGACGCGAUGCAGCCUUCUGCCAAUGCUGAAAACGAGAAGACAUGGCAAGAGAUAUCAGAUGAGAUCAAGAAGAUAUUUAAGGCUGCUGUAAAACUAUUGCAUGAAAAGGGUAAAAUGAAAUACAGCCAAGCUAAGAGAUACCUGUUCUCAGCAUUAGAGGAUGAGUUUGACUUUGCUCUAGGAAAGCAAACACCAGCAUUCCUAAAGAAGUGUGUUUGCUACAUUAGGAAAAUUGCUAACAUUGAGCGCUUCGUGAAAAUUCCAGAGAUGGGGAAAUACAUGGAUAUAACUGGAACAGAGCCAAGGAUUAUGCGGGACCCAGAAGCCCAAGAGAAGCUGAUAAAACUCAGGGAUGAAUUUAUUCCUACUAUCGUUGCAUCAUCUAAUCUGAGAGUGUACACGUCUGUUACUCAUUGUGACAUGAAGCUAGGCUAUUCCCAAGAAAUAGAAAAUCACUACAUUGAAGGACUUGGUAAACAAUUUUAUGAGGAUAUGAUUGAUAUAAUCCAGGCAACAGUGCAACAGAAUUUUGACACUGAAACUGAUACACUCUAUGAUGAAAUCCUUCAACAUUCGUCAUUAUGUAAAACAUACGCCUCCUUCUACGAGUACAAAUGUGAAUCUCUAAACAUAGUGCAUAACUACAUUCUUCCAAGCAAAACUGGGCACAUCAACCCUCUUAUUGUAUAUGGCGGACCAUGCACUGGGAAGACGCUUCUGCUAGCAGAAGUAGCAAAGAAGGCUUAUGGCUGGCUACAAGAAGACACAGGACCAGAAUCUGACCCAGUAGUAGUCGUGAGAUUUCUAGGAACAACAGACAUGAGUACUGACCUUAGGACUCUCCUUCUAAGUGUUUGUGAACAAUUGGCGAUUAACUAUCGCUGUCUAGUUCAAAGCUACCCUAAGAAGAUUCAUGACCUCUGUGAUUUAUUUAUAAACCUUUUGAAUGAGUCUUCAAUGCAGAGACCUCUGGUCAUAAUAUUUGAUGCACUAGAGCAGCUCUCAGAGAAUGACGACGCCAGGAAGCUUUGGUGGCUCCCAGCUCACCUUCCCCGCUUUGUACGGAUAGUUCUGUCCACACUGCCCAACAAACAUGGGAUCCUGCAGAAACUCAGGUGCCUUAUCCAUGAGGAAGACAACUACAUUGAGCUGAUUCCCCGGGACAGGAAGAUGUGCAGCCAGGUCCUCAAACACCAGCUGCUGCGAGUCAAAAGAAAAGUCACUUCAGGCCAGCAGAUUUACGUGAACAAUGCCUUCUCCAAGUGCACACUGCCAAUGUUCGUGAACCUGACCUUCCGGGAGGUGAGACAUUGGAGAUCUCACAAAGACGUCGAUGAAUCCUCCCUCUGCGUCACUGUUCAUGAAAGCAUAGAGCAGUUGUUCUGGUCCUUGGAGAAGAAGUGUGGUCAGAAACUGGUCUCCAGGUCUCUUGGUUACAUCACCAUGGCCAAAAUGGGUUUGAGUGAAAUGGAACUGGAGGAUGUGUUAGCCCUGGACAACAGCGUCAUGAGCGAGCUCAAUGAGAACACCAGGCCCACCAAUCCCCUGAGAGUGCCGUAUUUGUACAUCGCCAGGCUCAAGGAGGGGCUCAGUGGAUACUUAAUAGAAAGACAUGUGAAGAACGUCACACUCCUGGUCUGGGCCAACAGACACCUGCAGCUCAUAGCCCAAAAGCUGUAUCUGCAGGACGACAGUGGUCUGCGUGAAAUGCACACCAUCCUGGCGGAUUAUUUUCUGGGGGUCUGGUCAGGGGGCAGGAGGAAAGCUUUCUGCCUUGAAGACGCCUACUUGAACGGCUGCCUUGACGUGGAGAGCAGAAGCCUGCUUGAGGAAGAAAAGCACUUCAUGGAGCAGGCUUCCUUCGACAGGCAGGCCCCGGACCAGCCCUGGGUGUUCCAGUGCAAUCCACUGGAGCCCGACAUCUUUUUCGUCAAUCAUCGGAAAAUGUGUGAGCUUUUGCACCACCUGACGAGGUGUGGAAAAACCGAUGACCUGCUCUAUGGCAUCAUCAUGAACUUCAGCUGGCUUUAUACCAUGAUCAAAAUUGGCCAGUUUGACAAAGUGCUCUCAGACAUCGAGCUGGCUUACAACUACUCGCAAGAGAAAGAGCUGAAGUUCCUGGCCAGCACCCUCCGAGGCAUCAAAAACAAGGUCAUCGCCUUUCCUGGCUCCCUUUCGGCAGAGCUGCAGCAAAGACUGCUGCCUGUCAUAAGUUCCCUCCCCAAACUUAGACACCUUCUUUUAGAAUGUGACAAAGAUGGGCCGAAAUAUUGCUCCAUUGUGCCGUUGCAUUCGUCCAUGGAUGUGACAUACAGCCCUGAGCGUCUUCCCCUGUCGUCCAGUCACCUGCAUGUCACGGAGAUUCUGCCCACCUGUAACCCCAGUACUGUCCUCACAGCUUUAGAAAACGGUUCCAUCAGCACGUGGGACGUGGAGACUCGCCAGCUGCUCAGGCAAAUCACCACAGCCCAGUCUGUCAUCCUGGGCAUGAAACUCACCAGUGACGAAAAGUACCUUGUGGUGGCUACAACAAAUAACACCUUGCUGAUUUAUGACAACGUCAAUUCUUGUCUCCUGUCUGAAGUGGAAAUCAAAGGGACCAAACACGGCAGCAGCUCCACCUACAUCAAUGGAUUCACUCUGUCCGUCCACCACGCCCUUGCAUGGCUCGAGGCCAGCAAAGAUGUCACUGUCAUCGAUCUGCUCUACGGAUGGCCCCUUUACCAGUUCCACUGCUGGUACGAAGUAACGUGUGUGCAGUGCUCUCUGGACGGUGCCUAUGCUUUCUGUGGACAGCACCUGAACACUACCACCGUAUUUCAUUUAGGGAGUGGAGAAAAGCUAUGUACGGUGGCGUCGGAAUUCUCAGGUGGGUUUGUGAAGUUUCUUCUUAUCUUGGACACGGCUCAAGAAAUGGUCAUGGUGGACAGUGAGGGAAGCCUUUCUGUUUGGAACACUGAGGAUAUUUCCAGACCCCAGCUGACCGAUGACUUCGACUGCCGAAGAGAAGACGGCGAGGUGGUCAGCAUUGAACUUUCGGAGGACCAGAGUGCGAUUCUGAUCUGUAAAGCUCUCAGCAUUGAGCUCUUAGAUACUGGCAUGUGGAAGGUGGCUGAAAAGUUCAGAGCCAAGCACAAUGAACGCUUUAUAUCUGCUGUGCUGUCCAAAAAUGGAGACUGCAUCAUUGCGACCAUGGAAAAUACCUCAGCUGUGUUUUUUUGGAGGCGAGACACAGGACAGUGUAUGGCGAGCUUACAGGAAAUCUCAGGUUCUAUUGUUAAAUUGGUGAAAUCUAGUCACCACAACAUGCUCCUAUCUUUAUCAACCAGUGGCGUUCUUUCCAUCUGGGACGUAGAUAUAAUCACAGCCAUGUCCAACAUAGAUAAGACUGGAAAACCCAUCCAAAGUCUGGUGUUGCCCGCUAGAGGCGAAAUCAUUUACUCCCUGGACGGCUCCGACUGUGUUCAUAAGUGGAACUUCAGUAGCGGGUUCAUUGAAGCGGUAUUUAAGCACGAAGGAAUAGUUGAGCACUGUGUGUUAACAUCCACUGGGGACAUAAUGGUGACAUCAGAUGACAAAAGCAGCCAGUAUGUCUGGCACACCAGCAGCGGUGAAAACCUCUUUAGAAUCAAUGGGCAGAGAAUAUCCCAGCUGCUGAUUACACACAACGACCAGUUUGUGGUCUCUCUCUGCGAGGAAAACGCCUCCAGGGUUUGGAGACUCGCCACAGGCCACAGGGUCUGCAACAUCCUGACCACUUUGCAGAAUGCCUUUAUUACCUCUGCAAACACCUUCGUGGUGGGCAUGACUAAAAGCAAAGUGUUGGCGGUUAGUCUUUGGACAGGAAGUAUCACCAAGAAAUUUUGCUGUGAAGAUGGGACCACGAUUGUGAGUUUUAAAUUAAUCCCUGACUGUCCUGACAUCGUCGUGUUUAUCACGUCGGCCGAGACUGUGAACCUCUGGAGUCUGACAGAUGAAGUGAUCUGUCGACGUGUGCAACUUCCAAACAACUUCCUGAAAAACCUGGAGGAUUUUGAAAUUUCUCCCAAUGGAAAGCUAGGCAUCAUAUCCAGGGGAGAUGAAAAUAUCAACGUGCUGGAUUUACACAGCGGUAAAUUACGGGUGGUUCACGCCUCCGGGAUCAUCUGGCGGCAGAGGCUGUCUCGAGAUGGUCGCUACCUGGUCUACAUUUGUUUCCGAAACGGGGAGGAGGAGGAUGAAAACGGUGCAAUAUCCAGUUUAAUUGUAAUGAGACUCGCAGAUGGCAAAAAUAUCGGUGCUUGUUCCCUUUACAAAACACCAACUUUUCUUGCACUCUCUCAGAGGCACCUGAACAUCAUUGUGGGCUUUGAUGACGGGAGUAUAGGAAUAUACACAGUAGUAGACCGCGUAGAUGCUGCACUGAAAAUUAAAAUCGCCACUUCAAAUAGCAGACAAAUUUUCAACAAUGCAACGCAGACAUCCAGGCCAAAGUCCAACAGUUAUUGUUUUAAAGUGUCUGUGGAUUGCUUGUGGAGAGAGUCCACGGAGGUCUUUGCUAGAGACAGCCCCAUCACAGUGAGCGACUCGACCGAGCCCAGUGAAGCAACUCCGUCCAAGAAAUACAACUCUUGCUAUGACCGAGUGUGCUCUGCCCUAGAGCCCAGGGGCCACAGCUGCACCCCUGACAACUGACAAACUGUUUGUCCUGCUCAGAGGAAAUACACGAUCCACGUGCAGAAGGAGAAAAGAAUAUGUCCCAAAUGAUAAACUAUUCAUUUCUUAAAAGACAGGAAAGAUGCUGGAAUUCCACUGUUUUAUUAAGAUGCUCAUGAAACAUACAGAAAUGUGAGAUUGACUUUAGGUGAUUUUUUUUCUUUUUUUCUUUUUUCUUUUCUUUUCUUUUCUUUUUUUUUUUUUUUUUUUUUUUUGUCAAAGUGUAUCCAGGACUGAAGGAAUGAUAGAAUUUUUAUAAGUAGUAUUUAAAUGCCUACUUCACCUAGAAGAGAGAGCAUAAAAGUUUUUAAAUUAACACUGUGGUAAGCAGCAGCAUAAUUCAUCCCAUUUGGUUCAGAUGAGAGAGGCUAGAGUUAUACGCAGACCACUGGGACUGGAAUUAGUUAUACAAAAUCUGUCAAAAUUAUGAAGACAAUAAGCUUUUGACUUCAAAUGAUUGUGUGAUGAGUAAACAUAGCCUUAAUCUCUCUUUCCAUGUUCCAGUCCUGACAACUGUGUAACUAGUCUGCAUACAAAAGGUCUAAAGGUGCAAAAUAAUAUAACAAAAAUGCCCAGUGUAUUCCCAGUUUCCCCAGAGACACGACGUGAAAUGUGUGACUAUGAACUAGACUGGGACAAGAACUCACCACCACGAUCACAGGGCUACUGAACAUGGCGAGUCUGUCUUUAUUAAAAUACAGUUGCAACAAUUGCAUGCAAGGGUUUCUAUACAACGGACUAUAUGGUUUUUAAACUAUUCAUUUCCUGGGCUGCAAAAGAACACAUUUAAUAAGAAGCCACAAUCUUUUCACAUCUUUUUGAAAUGUAUAUUUGUGCCAGCUGUAAAAAGUUACAGGAAGGGCAUUACAAAUCUGGUCAAAACACUUGCUCAUUUCUAUCAUUUUACCAACAAAAGUCUGUACUACUCAGUCAGUUGUAUGGAAGCAUAAAUUAUUUUCUAAAUCCCUGCAGGCAAUCUUAAUAGAAAGCAAGCUUUCUCAUCACGCCCUCUCUGAGAUACUGAUGACAUUUGCCUUACUCUCGUUCCUCCUCUUUCCUGUGUGCAACGCAGAUAGAUGACCAAAUACUCUGGGACAAAGUGAAUAUGCCUGUCUUAUGUGCUAAAAUAUUCCAUAAAUCUUAAGGGUGUCCAAAGGUUCUUUAUUGUCCCUGUUUGUAAGACCUUUCUUACUUCUGCACACUGUAUGUAUGCUUCUUUAUCUGUUACUCCCUGAUUGAGGACUCCUCUGAGCCUUUUAUAGUCUUACCCAUUUCAGAGCAGAAGCUGUGAAAUGGUAUUAAAUAUUUUUUAAAAACUACUUCACCUAUUUAAAAGAAAACAUUACAUCUCGAAAGGUGAAAGUGAUUGUUCUUUCUUCUAUAUCUUCCACAUGGCAUGUCCUUGGACAAAACUUCUCAGAGGGUGUCAGGGUGAUAGUUUGGUUUUCUUUGAAAGUGGCAGUUACCGACUUUCGUAGUCAGGAUGACGAACCAGGAACUGACUUGCGUUCAGCCCAGCUCUGCCAUGAACGCAUUGUGUGUCCCUAGACAGAUCUUUGGACCUCACCAGUGUACUGUUCUUGUAAAUUUCAGAAUAAAGGUAGUGAUAACUUCUGCUGUACCCCCCCUAGGGAAGUUGGGGAGCAACGUGAGGAAAAAUACUGUGGCAUCUUGAUUAUUGAUGCUAAUGGGAAAAAUAAAGUGAUCUAACCCAUAGAGAAUCCCAGUUCAUUGUAUUUCACUUUGGAAAGCAGUUUAACAUAUAAGCCUUCAAAGAUGUGAUUCAGUUAUAAAUACCCCACUCCAUGGUGUAAAACUUUUUGCAGUAUGGCUCCUCCUGGUUUAGCUACCAGCCAGGGAGGCGGUAGCCCAGAGAAGGUUACCCACGUACAGAGCACAUGGAGUUGUUUGUGUGAGUCAGUGCUUUUGAGCUCUUUAGACAACACGUUCUUGUUCCUUUCAUUAUCAGUUGGAACUCCAUACCACACACUUCUAAGAAUUAAAUGCCUAGAUGGAUUAAAUGUAGUAUGUGACUGUUCUGUAUAAAAGCCAACACAGUAUAAGUGACUUGAAUGAUUUUUCCUAACUUGUUUGCAACUGAUAGCUCAUAUUGAAUGUUUUUAUGUAAACUUUGUAUUGUUGGGAAGAAUUACCCAAUCAGAGAUUUAUAUUUUCAUAAAUGUUACAUUUAGUUAAAUUUUGUUACAGAGUUGUUACACUAGAAAAUUAUUUCAGUCUUCAAACAAUAUACAGUCUUGUGUAUGUAUUGUUUGUAUGAAUAAAAGAUAAGCCACUUAGA